AUGAGUUCAAAAAAUUAAAUACCACCAACGGCAGGCGAGAUUGGCUCAGAGUCUAGUAUGUAGAUUAAGACAGUCCUAUAGUAACCUUUGGAGCUUAAGCAACAGAUAGAUAAUUGGAUUCCAAAGGUUCUUUUGCAUAUGGAGGCCCAUUUCAAAACUAGGAAAUUGACCAAGAAAGCAGCUGGGAGGAAAUAAGGACCUGAGUCAGGGAAUCCCACUUCAAAAAACCUGCCUCUCUAAUUUUCAUCCCAAUCAGAAACUAUAGUUAUCAAUUAAUCAGUUGUAUUAAUUUGA
Messenger RNA from Paramecium pentaurelia, 294 nucleotides. NCBI's taxonomy places the organism in Eukaryota, Ciliophora, Oligohymenophorea, Peniculida, Parameciidae. The record is from the annotation of a GenBank genome assembly.